AUGCGUUACUCCACUCUCACUGUUCUCGCCAUCGCCCUUCUUACCGGCAAUGCCUUGACUGCCCCUACUCCUCAGGGUGGUGCCGGCGCCAUCGGAGGCGGUAACAUUGGCGGAGGCAACAACAACGGAGCCAACAACGGCGGCGCCGGAGCCGGAGCCAACAACGGCCAGAACCAGAACAAUGGUCAGAACCAGAACAACGGCCAGAACAACAACCAGGCUCCUCCUCCUCCCGCCAACAACAACAACAAUAACAACAACAACAACCAGGCCCCGCCCCCUGCCAACAACCAGAACCAGAACCAGCAGCAGCAGGGCAACAACAACGCCGCCGCGAACAACGGUGCCAACAACAACGCUGUGAACAACCAGGCUAACGGAGCCAACGGAGCCACCGGAGCUGGCCGCAACACCGCCGGCAAUGGCAACUUCCGCCGCGCUGCCCCGAACCAGCAGCCUCCCCCGCCCCCGGCCAACAAUCAGACUCCUCCUCCUCCCAAGCCGAACCAAGCUCGUGCUGCUCCCAACCAGCAGCCCCCUCCUCCUCCCGCCAACAAUCAGACUCCUCCUCCUCCCAAGCCGAACCAAGCUCCCCAACCAGGCGCGCCCGCGCUGCUCCCGGCCAGCAGCCCAACCAGCAGGCUCCUCCCCCUCCUGCCAACAACCAGACUCCUCCUCCUCCUAAGCCCAACCAGGCUCGUUCCUCCCCCUGCUGCCAUCUAG
Messenger RNA from Colletotrichum chrysophilum, 723 nucleotides. RefSeq lists its product as uncharacterized. The record is from RefSeq and is a predicted model, not a curated record. The transcript has 4 exons. NCBI's taxonomy places the organism in Eukaryota, Fungi, Ascomycota, Sordariomycetes, Glomerellales, Glomerellaceae. The coding region runs from base 1 to 723 and encodes 240 amino acids.